AGCGCCGGAAUAUAUUGUGUAAACUCAAUUUUAUUACUUUGUUUUUCUAAAGUACCCUCGAACUGCUAUAAAAGCCCCACCCAUCUUUUUCGAUUCAUCAGAACUUAUUCCAAAGCGUGAACAAAAACCAAAAAAUCAAGAUGAAAUUCCUCAUUGUAUUUUUCGCCAUCAUCGCUGUUGUAAUGGCUGCCGGGUACGGUCAGGGCGGACAUGGCCAGCAAGGAUUCGGCCAGGGCGGACAUGGCCAGCAAGGAUUCGGCCAGGGCGGACAUGGACAGCAAGGAUUCGGCCAGGGCGGACAUGGCCAGCAAGGAUUCGGCCAGGGCGGACAUGGCCAGGGAGGACAUGGUGGUCAUGGUGGACGCUACUAAACACUAACCUACACGAUACAACUUAACCAAAAAUAAAAAUUACUGAAAAUAUUUA
Messenger RNA from Drosophila ananassae, 426 nucleotides. RefSeq names its product glycine-rich cell wall structural protein. NCBI's taxonomy places the organism in Eukaryota, Metazoa, Arthropoda, Insecta, Diptera, Drosophilidae. Bases 141 to 371 code for a protein of 76 amino acids. The transcript has 2 exons. The record is from RefSeq and is a predicted model, not a curated record.